AUGUCCAGGCACCAGAAGGGCGGGGACAUCGAGGCGGGGACCUCCGGUGGCACUGCCAUGGCACCGCCGCCAGCGCCGGCCCAGGUGCUGUACCCCUGGAUGGCGGAGAGCCCCGAGCUGCGCUGGGCGCUCAUCCGGAAGAUCUACGUCAUCCUCUCCCUGCAGCUUCUGCUCACCGCCGUCGUCGCGGCCGUCGUCGUCAAGGUCUGGGCCAUCCCGCACUUCUUCGUCUCCUCCUACGCCGGCCUCGGGCUCUACAUCUCCAUCCUCAUCUUCCCCUUCAUCGUGCUGUGCCCGUUGUACUGCUACCGUCAGAAGCACCCAGUGAACCUGCUGCUGCUCGGCGUCUUCACAGUGGCCAUUAGCUUCGCUGUGGGCAUGACAUGUGCCUUCACUAGCGGCAAGGUCAUUUUGGAGGCUGCGAUUCUUACAAUGGUGGUUGUCUUGAGCCUGACUGCUUACACUUUCUGGGCUGUAAAGAAGGGCAAGGACUUCAGCUUCCUUGGUCCUUUCUUAUUUGCUUCUCUUGUGAUGUUGCUCGUCUUUGGUUUCAUUCAGAUCCUCUUCCCGCUGGGCAAGCUCUCUCACAUGAUCUACGGUGCGCUGGCGGCACUCAUCUUCAGUGGCUACAUUGUCUAUGACACGGGCAACAUCAUCAAGCGUUACACCUAUGACGAGUAUGUCUGGGCCGCCGUCUCGCUCUACCUUGACAUUAUCAAUCUGUUCCUCGCCCUGCUGACCCUGUUCAGAGCGGGUGACAGCUAA
Triticum turgidum subsp. durum (durum wheat) is the source of this 765-nucleotide messenger RNA. Lineage: Eukaryota; Viridiplantae; Streptophyta; Magnoliopsida; Poales; Poaceae. The record is from the annotation of a GenBank genome assembly.